Messenger RNA from Paramecium octaurelia, 838 nucleotides. Lineage: Eukaryota; Ciliophora; Oligohymenophorea; Peniculida; Parameciidae. The record is from the annotation of a GenBank genome assembly.
UAUGGAACCCAUAGUGAGUGAAUUUUCAUAAGUGAACGAUGAUUCGAUCGAAAAAGAAAAGGCUUAAAUCAAGAAUAUUUUGGCAUUUGAAACUGCAGGAACAUUAUUAUUGAUUUAUGGAGCAUUAGCUGCUGAGUAAUAUAUUUUUAUAGUAAUAGAACUAAUUUUGGCGUUGCUCUUGUUUAUUUCAUUGGAUUACUCGUGUGUAGUAGACUAAGCAAAGGAUACUUUAAUCCGAUAUGCACAUUAAUUGGAUAUAUAGAUGGAUCAAUACCAUAAAAAAAGGCCAUUUAUUAUGUUGGAGCAUAAACAUUUGCUAGUCUAAUUGCAGGGAUGUUAUUGAUGCCUAUGUUUGCAUACAAAAAAACACUACCAUAUUUUGAAGUGUAUUUGAGUAUUACAAUAUAUAUAGAUUACCAUCUCAUCAAGUAUUUGGAACUUUAAUGUCUGAAAUAGCUGGAUCAAUUAUCUUUUUUAUAUUUAUUCAAAUAUAAACAGCCGAAAACACUAAAAUAACAACUACAGAGGUACAAUCUGCCAUUUUUGUUAGUGUCAUUUAUUUUGUUGCACGAUAGUAAACAUUUAAUAUUAUAUAGAUACACUGCAACUAUGGGUAAUAGUCUAUUUAAUCCAUCUGCAGCUUUUGGGUAAGUACUAAUACUAUAUUUUAGAUUAUAAUUAUUUUAUGGAAUUUAUUAUGGAAAGUGGGACUAAAUGAUUAAUUUAUUGAUAUAUAUUAUUGGUCCUUGGGUUGGAGCAUUGUUAGCCAUUACCUUCUUUUGGAAAAUCUACACUCCGACUCUUGUUAGUAAAUAGUCUAAUUGAAUAUAAUAUCGAC